Brassica oleracea var. oleracea is the source of this 2104-nucleotide messenger RNA. RefSeq names its product cation/calcium exchanger 2-like. The coding region runs from base 252 to 1919 and encodes 555 amino acids. NCBI's taxonomy places the organism in Eukaryota, Viridiplantae, Streptophyta, Magnoliopsida, Brassicales, Brassicaceae. Gene Ontology annotation, cellular component: membrane. Gene Ontology annotation, molecular function: monoatomic cation transmembrane transporter activity. The record is from RefSeq and is a predicted model, not a curated record. Gene Ontology annotation, biological process: transmembrane transport; monoatomic cation transport. The transcript has 3 exons.
AGCCUCGUCUUUCUUUCCUUUCCCUUUCCACGAAAACGUAAUGGAAUAGGAAAAUGACGCACAUAAGAUCUCGAAGCCGACACAUAUGCCAUGUCUGAAAACACCGAAGCCCAAAACGGUAAGUCCCUCGUUCAAGUGUACGUGUGUGUGUAUUCUUCGCUUCGCUCGCUUCUCUUCCUUAAACCGGUGGUGGAUUCGUUACCUUUUUGCUUUAUCUAGAUAUUAAUAAAGUUCCAGGUUUCACCUGAUUGAUGGGAUUCUCCUUCUCUUCAAUCCGUUGUGGUUACUCUUACAUUACAUUCCUCGUCUUCGUCCUUUGUGUCCUCCUCACCUUCUUCGCUACCCUUGUUGAUUCCAGCGUCUUGAAGCCCAAAACAGAGCAUGAUGGAUGCAGUGCCCUGAAGCACUUUCACGACUACGAAUCAAAGUGCGCGUACCUGAAAACCAUCGACCCUUGCGCGAGCCAAGGAUUCGUCGAUUACCUCUCCUUACUCUAUUGCAACUUCGAAAAGUUUCCACUCUUGGGCCAAUCCCUCCUCUUCCUCUGGCUCCUCGCUCUGUUCUACGUCUUGGGCCACACCGCUUCCGAGUAUUUCUGUUCCUCUCUCGAGUCUCUCUCGAAGCUUCUCAACCUAUCCCCAACCGUCGCCGGCGUGACGCUUCUCUCGCUCGGCAACGGCGCUCCUGAUCUGUUCGCGAGUUUGGUCUCUUUCAUGGGGGAAGAUUCGAAGGGUACUUACGACGUUGGUCUCAACACUGUCGUCGGAGGUUCCUCUUUCGUCACGUGCGUUGUGGUUGGGAUUAUAAGCAUCGCGUUGCGUCGUAGAGGGGUUAGGAUCGAGAGGUCUGCUUUUGUAAGAGACGUUUGCUUCUUCUGUGCGGCGAUUGGCUCCUUGGGUUUGAUUUUGGUUUAUGGAAAGAUUAACUUCUGGGGCGCUCUUGGGUUCUGCUCGUUGUAUGCUGUUUAUGUUGCCUUUGUGUAUCUAUCUUGGAGGUUUGGUGGUGAAGGUGGUGAGUUUGAUCUUGAGUCGGUUCAUAAGCGUGGGAGUCUUAGUGAACCAAUCUUGCAAAGAGUGGAUCUUGAUGAUGGUGUUGUUGAUGAAGAGCAUCGUAGUAAUGUCGCUGAUGAUCAUCAGCGACAUUACUACUGGAAGAUGGUGGUUUGGGUUAUGACUUUACCUAUCUACUUACCUAGGAGAUUGACUAUUCCUGUUGUGAGUGAAGCCAAAUGGUCUAAACCAACAGCUGUUGGUUCAGUCACAUUUGCUCCGGUUCUGUUAUCGCUACUAUGGAACUCGAAGCGUAGUCCAACGAGUGUUGAGGCAAGAGUUGUGUAUCUAACCGGGUGUUCGGUCGGUAUAGUUCUCGGUCUCAUUGCAAUAUCCACGACCAAGAAGUCAAACCCACCAAAGAAAUGGUUACUACCAUGGUUAGCAGGAGGAUUUGUAAUGAGCAUGACAUGGAGUUACAUCUCAGCGCAAGAGCUAGUCGCGCUUCUAACUUCGCUAGGUUACAUUUUCGGGGUAAGCCCGUCGAUCUUAGGCUUAACGGUCCUCGCGUGGGGGAACUCGAUAGGAGAUCUUAUAACAAACGUGACGAUGGCGCUGCACGAUGGGGACGAAGGAGCUCAAGUGGCUGUAUCGGGAUGUUACGCGGGUCCUAUCUUUAAUACAUUGUUUGCUCUUGGGAUAUCGCUUGUGGGAUGCGCGUGGGAGGUUUAUCCGUUGAGUAUUGUGAUAAAGACGGAUCCUCGUUUGUUGGAGAGUCUUGGGUUUCUGGUGGUAGGACUGGUUUGGUCGUUCUUGGUUCUGUUUAGUAACCGGAUGAGGCUUGGUGGUGUAAUGGGGGUAGGGCUUUUGGUUAUUUACUUGGCUUCGUUGUCUAUAAGAAUAUUACAAACAGUUGGAGAUUCUUACUAACAUUUGAUUUUCAACUCACAGUUUCAUACGUAUAAUAUAACCAUGGAUUUGUACAAUGCAGUAUGGAUAGCUUAUUACGUAUAGCUCGGGUAUGGGAUAUACAUUGUAUGUAUAUAAAUAGAGUCAUGGAAUUCAAAUUGAGUAGCUAGAAUUUUAAUGCAAAUUGACGGAAAGAGACAAGUGUU